Molecule: messenger RNA, 662 nt
Organism: Guyanagaster necrorhizus
Lineage: Eukaryota; Fungi; Basidiomycota; Agaricomycetes; Agaricales; Physalacriaceae
Exons: 3
Coding region: 263-598 (111 amino acids)
Source: RefSeq, a predicted model, not a curated record
CCGGAACUGCGGUACGGGGUGCGUGGGAACACCGUUUUGCCGACGGCAUCACGUGAUCCCAGAAAUCACAUAAAAAAAUGGCUUGGCUUGCAUGAGGGUUUCCGUCUCGCCUCAUGUCCUACUACCCUCCUCAAGGUGCACCUGGCCAAGGCGGCUACUAUCCACAGGUGCGAGCUUCCUUCGAAAAGAACAUGUGUAAACGUACACUCACCGUUUGAAUGCGCAGCCACCUCCGCAGGCGUACGGGGGAGGCCCCGGAUACAUGCCUCAGCAGCAGCCGCAAACAAUCAUUGUGUACGUUUGCACAGUUUUCAUUGUACCUGAUCUCGCCACAUUGAUGGUCUUUCUAGCCAACAGCAACCCCAGCAGAGCGACGACUCGAAUUGUUGUAUGGCCUGCCUUGCUGGCAUGUGCUGCUGCUGCUGCCUUGAAGCAAUUUGUGAUUGAGUGCUUGAGCGCUCUUUAUGAAUCUUGGCGUUACUAUUUCCACUGUGCCAAGGAGUCAAAUCUGGAAGUACUGAAACCAAUUAUAACGGUCCAGAUCUACGACGUUGCCCCCGUUUUUAAGAUGAAUACCAGGAUACAUAGAAACAACUAAACGGUGCAUGUCGAACGAGAAUUCUCUAUAUAGUUUUUCAUUUCCGGAGUGAUCGUCCGUUCAA